UGUUUGCUGGUUACUCUCUUCCCUCUCUGGAGAGACACCUGUGCUUGGUGUUACUUCGAGAGAGUCUAUCUCAGCUCUGAAGCAAGGAACCAUUCUGUGAGGGCCAGCAGAUGAAGAGAGGCUUCUGGGGGGUGAAGAGAAGCUUUUGGUGCAUGGAAAGACUAUUGCUGUUCAGUAUCAAAACUCUGCAAAAGGCAGGCAAAGAACAGAACUCCUGCAAAUAAUGAGGUGCACCUGCAUGUCACCCAUGUUGGUGUUUUUGGUGUUGUUCCAUACAGACCUUUGGAAGUUCAGGGAGAAAAGCUGCAGCAGGGCCAGCAGAAAGAACCAAAACCAGCCAUCUCUCAGCUGUAAAGGUAUCCUGUGCCUUUCCUUGCUCAUGGCAGCACAUGGUGAUUUUACAGCAGCUAAGUACCGAGCCUCCAUUGCAAUGUACUGUGGGAGCAUCCCCCAAGCGAAGCCUGGAUGCAGAGCACUGAGAGGAGAAAGCAUCGAUUCCAAUUUGCAGCUGUGUGGGAACAGAUGGAUGACAGCAGAUGAGGCGUCUCUUCAUUCAGUGCUAAAGAAGCAGGCAUGUUUGUGGGGAAACAAAGGUGAACUUCUGGAUAUUGGUCCUCUGGAGAGCUGGGACACUAAAAACCUUCUUCCAAAGAAGAAUACGGAUAUUACAGCUAUGGCUGACUCCUCUCUGGUGCCCAGCCCCAGACCAAAACAGGAUCCCAGCAAGCUGGAGGUGAGCAGUGCAGCUGUGGAGACCACUCAGAUCAAGGACAAACUCAAGAAAAGGAGAAUGUCUGAGGGCAACUCCAACAAAGGCAUGCUUGAUUCCUCUGGUUCAAAAGGACUUGUGCUGAAACCAGCCCUUUCCAGAUCUUCUUCUCAAAGAUUGCUGAUUACUUCCAAGCCCAUGCCUCCUAUUCAGAGCAUCCCCACUUCCCCAGAGAUAAAUGGAGCUGAUGGAAAAGAGCAGAAAGUGCUGGAGAAUGGAACAGGCUACUUGGAAGUUGGCACAGAUCACCCAGAGUCAAUAGCAGCUACCCAACAGAUCCUACAUGGCCAUAAUGAGAAUCUGAGGAAGUCUUUAGGUACUGCCUUGAUCCCCCCAAUCUCCAAAUCAGCGAAGGCAUGUGAGGAUAAUUCUCAGACAUUUCAGGAACCUCUUCCAAGUUCAUCACAGUUGAAGCCAGCUCCUGGUGUUGCAAGAGAGUCCCCUGAGACAAGGUCAAAUCCAGAGCCUUGUAAUACUGAGGAGAACAUUUUCAAAACUCUAGAAACCAGAACGUCAGAACCUGCUUUCAAAAAUGGCUUGUCUACAGCCUUGAAGGUUGAAUCCCUACUGCCCUUAACCAGCUCCUCUCUCACUCUGCUCAAGGAAGGAGCACAGUUCUCAAGUCCUCACCAUUUAAAAGAUGAGGAGUGGAAGGAGAGCCAUGGAAGGAUCCAUGUAACUAUAUCCAAGUCUGCUCAAGAGAAAAUGCGUCAGAAGCAGCUAAAGGAGAUAGAGCUUUUGCGCAAAGAAAGAGAAAAAGAGAAAGAGAGAGAAAAAGAGAGGUUCAUGAUGUUCCAAGAGCAACUACAGAAAACUGCUCAGGAAGGUUCUGAUCCACUGAACAGCAUUGGGGCCACCCCUGGUGCACUCAGCCUGAACAACUCUUGCAGAACGCCUGUUGGGAUGGCCUUAAAAAAACGGGUGAAUAGGCCCUCUCUGCCUAGCAUUCCUGUCAUCAACCAUGAGAGUAGCUUCCUGAGGCAUGCUUCAGCCAACUCCUUGCCAGCAAACCUCCUGGAUUCUUCAGUAUGGGAGGAGGACCUUGUGAACAGAGAUGCCUUAGAAGUAAGACCUUUGUCUCAUCCAGAGCAAGGGCUGAUGGAUGCUCUGAAAUGGCUCAAUAGUAAUGAUUGGCAGCUGAAGGAGAAAGGACUCUUCAGCAUUAAAUGCUUGGCUACCUGCCAUUCUGAAGUUCUCCUGUGUAGACUUCAUGAUGUUUCCUUGGCAGCCACGAAAGAGGUUAGCAACCUCCGGUCAAAGGUUUCUCGGUUUGCUAUUGAGACCCUUGCUGAACUCUUCAGGACCUUGAAGAAGCACAUGGAUCAAGAAACUGAGGAGAUUUCUCGGGUCCUUCUCCAGAAGACUGUUGAUUCUAGUGAAUUCAUCCAGAAAGCAGCUGACGAAUCCUUAGGAGUCAUGGCACGGAGUGUGACUCCUUCACGAGCACUAGCAGCCCUCAUGGCCAACGGAGUGAACCAUCGUAACCCCCUUGUUCGAAAAUGUGCUGCUGAGCACUUACUGACCACUGUGGAACAGAUUGGGGCUGAGAAACUGCUCUCGGGCAACCGGGAGAGCACAGAACUACUGGUACAGACAUUGGUCAAGCUUGCUCAGGACUGCAAUCAAGAGACAAGAUUUUAUGGCCGGAAGAUGCUGAAUAUACUUAUGUCCCAUUCAAAAUUUGAUUGGUACUUGAAGCAGUGUUUACCAUCACAUAACUUGCGUGAUGUCAUGGCUGCAAUUAAGCAGAAGGGGACAGAAGAUCAGGUAUCCCAGGCUCCUUCUGCCAAAAGCCAUAGAGGCUCAAAGAACAGCAGCUUGACAACCUCAUUGGACAGUCUGCCUUCAGAUGAAGGGUCCAUCUCCUGCAAUGCCCUUGCCUUGCCACAGCCAGUAGCUCGCCGCUCAUCCCUUCGCAGUAUAGAAGUGAUGGAGCAGCUUAAGGAUCUGAACAAGCUGCUGAUGUCCAAGGAAUUUCAGCUACGAAUGGAGGGAAUAACAUUGUUAAUGGAGCACUGCAGGAACAACACCCAGCUUGUUUCCUCAAACAUAAUCCAGAUCUUUGAUGCCUUUACCCCAAGACUUCAAGACUCCAACAAGAAAGUGAACCAGUAUGCAUUAGAAUCAGUUGCCUCCAUGAUCCCCAUCCUUAAAGACGGCUUAAAUCCAGUCAUAGUCUCUGUGCUGACCGUAGUCACGGACAACCUAAACUCAAAGAAUUCUGGGAUUUACAGUGCAGCAGUGAAAGUGCUGGACAUCAUGAUUAUUAAUCUAGAUAAUCUGCUGCUGCUUCAAACAUGGGCCAGCAGGGUGCGUUUCAUCAGUGGCCGGGCUCUGCAGGAUGUCACAGACCGCCUGGCAGUCCUCGUGGCUGUUGCUUAUCCACAGAGGCCCCAGGCUGUAGAGCGUCAUGUCCUUCCUGUUCUCUGGUACUUCCUAAGCAACAUGAUUGGCAAUGGCGUAUUACCUGGAAAAAGUGGGAAUGUCAGAACUGUGGUUUCGAAACUUGCUAAGAGUCUGCACAAGCAAAUGGGGCCGAGACUGGAAGAAAAUGCUUCCAGCCAACCACAACACGUGAUCAAAAUGCUCCAGGACCUUCUAAAUAAUGAACACUAGUGAAGGAGAUCCAGUAGCCAGUUUGGCACCUCAGAAGGCAGGAAUGAAGUGGUGGACAAUGAGAGUUUGACAUUAUUUAAUUAUGCUAUUUUAAAGUGUAAUGAUCUACUACAGAAAGUUUAUAGUAGUAACCCACUGUGGAAAGUGUAUAUAAUAUAUUUUCCUGUAGAAUUAAAUCACAUAUUUUUCUAAGGUUUAACGUCCUUAACUAUUGUCGGAUAGAGUUUAAAAUAGAUUUUUCUAUUUUUUAAAAAAAUGUAUGUACAAUUGUAAUUCUUAACUGUAUAUAAAAAAGAAAAAUUUAUUUAUGUAAUACAUGUGUGUCAAAAAGAGGGUGAAGAUGACAAGGAUGAACCUUAAAUCAUGGGCAACUUGAUCCACCAUAGUAGACUGUCCAAACAAGAAGGUGUGUUUGUUUACUGGGGGACUGCACGUGCAUCCACAUUAUUUGCCUGUAGGACUUCUCCUAUUUGUACAGAUGUUGUGUCAUGACACCUCAACAAAUGGGGAAGCCUGCCUGGUUUGCCAUGUAGCUGGAAUGCCAACACAGGAAAAUUUAGGAGAUAGUGAGGGGAGGAGCCAGCUGGCCUGGCUAGUUACCAAGUUCCUCACAGAACAGGUGUAUAAGGCUUAAGGCCUAAGCCCUCUUCAGACAUGAUCAACGUGAGCAGCACUUGCACACUUACAGCAGGGAAAGAAGGGAAGACGUCUUGCCCUGCCGCUCACCUGCUCCCAUGGGGAUCACAUGCUUAUGGUGCCAUUUGUCUGAAGGGGAGGUGACAUAAGCAUGUUCAUUGGUGAUUUUGUGAGUUGCAACCUUGAUCAAUCAAGGUUGUAGCUCAUGGAAUUGGUGGUGAACAUGCUUAUGGCACCUCCUCUUUCAGACAAGAGGGAGGGGAUGAGUGACAGCGCUGAGGCGGGACUUCAUCGCCACUUUCCCCUGCGUAAGUAUGAGCGCUGCUCACACCGACCACAUCUGAAGAGGGCUGUACUAGUUAUCUCUGAAUGGUUCAUCUGUUCAAUCUGUACCAUCCAAACUGCAAGAAGGGACUUGAAUGCUUGAAUGGACCUCCAUGCAUACCGUUCCUUCUACACAGAUAAUUAGACUUCAAGGAGAAGCGUUUUACUCUAGCCUUCUUGACACCUAGUUUCCUAUCACAGAUCAACAGUGUCCAGUCACCAAUUUACUACCUCAGUGAGAACUAGUUCUAAGAUCAUUCCUGGCAAAGAAUUGAUAAGGUCUUUAUAGUCUGAUGCCAAGUUGGCAGAAUUUGUUGUGUCAGAUGGGAGUUCAGUCAUAACACCAGCACCGCUCGUUCAUAAGCAGAAUUUGAGUAACAAAUUAUAUAUAUGCAAGGGAUAGAACAUAAGUGGUGUAAGCGUUGUAAGUGUGUGUGUGUGUAUGUAUGGGACAGGGUUGGCGGGGGGAUAGGGAGGAAGAUUGAGGCCUGGUUCAUACAACUACUUUUGAUACAACAACUUUUUGAUAGUCACCAAAAAAGUGGGUUGUAUCCUAACCUUUUGCAAAGUGCUCCUGCAUCUUAGAAAGCUUCUUUUGUGAAUAGAUGGAUACUUGUGCUUACAUAACAAGUCCUCCCAUGAGCAGAAAGAGUUGUAAACACAAGACUCUUUCCUUAAGCAGAAGGAGCUCCAGUGAAGUGCCUCACAGAAGGUCAUGAUACAAACCACUGACUUUUUGCUGGAAUUGUGCUGCAAUUAAAAAGGUGUUCUUUUAAUAUUGCACUCAUGUGCUAUAAGCAAAAGUUACUAUGCCCUGAAUACAAAUUAUCUGUAUACAGUAGCUGCCAGUUUUAUUAUGUUAAACAGAACACAUAUAGCAUAUUCAGAAAAUUUAGUAUUUUGGCGUGGUAGCUUUUGAUUUUACUAUACAAAGACAACAUUGCAGAAACACCCAAUAACAUGUAAAUUAUGAGUACAAAUCACCGCAUGGUGAUGUUACUACCUCAAAGGUGGCUGUGAUCACUAACCUUAUAUGGCCAUUUUGAGACGUAUGUUGUGUUGAAGCUGCUACAGGCUGUUUCUUUUCAGUGUGGUGACCCGUUUUAUAAUUGUGACUUUUAUCUCCACUGGUUUAAAAUUCACUGUGCCAGGGGAUUUGAGGUGGCUUCACUAUCUCAGCUGCCACUUCAAAAUAGCCAUGUAAACCACCCAAAGUAAUACCUAAGACAUACUGUGGAAAGCAGGAAGUGGACGUGUGUAUGGAGAGAGAACUAGGGAGGUGAGAUGGGGGGAAGGCUGUGAUCAUGUGUAUGCCCAACUGGAAAUCUAUUAGAAAAACAUAUAACUAAAUGGGGAUUAAAAACCCUUUAAAAAAACAGAGCAGAAAGAAAGAUCUCUAAACAUAAGAAGACAGAUAAGCACAAUGAUUCAGCCACUCAGAAGGACUCCUGGUUCCGACUUGUUAAAAUACCUGAGAUUUUGCAGUAUGAUGCUGUUUACUUUGUAGAAUGUGAACCUACCACCCUUCUCUAUCCAAUAUUAUUACAGAGCUUGCUUCAGUGAUGAGGUGAAGGGUUUUAAAACAUACAGGAUUAUUGGAAUGUUUCUAGAACACCAGCAUUCUGCACUGAUUCUGGAACACCCAGAAUCUCAAUCUGAAUAAUUAGGAAGAACAAAAUAUUUCAUUAUUAUCUUUCUGAAAUGCUCUAGAGCAACAUUUGAAGAACACUAUGGAAGACAUCUUUAUAAAAUGUUAACAUUGGGGAAAGUCUUGUAUGUGGUAUACAUGUCGAAGAUGGUUGAGUCUAAUAUUAAAAAAUCAUGAUUUAGCG
Hemicordylus capensis (graceful crag lizard) is the source of this 6177-nucleotide messenger RNA. It is a transcript of the gene TOGARAM2, whose product is annotated as TOG array regulator of axonemal microtubules 2. The transcript is spliced from 20 exons. Gene Ontology annotation, cellular component: cytoplasmic microtubule; cilium. The record is from RefSeq and is a predicted model, not a curated record. Gene Ontology annotation, molecular function: microtubule binding. Lineage: Eukaryota; Metazoa; Chordata; Lepidosauria; Squamata; Cordylidae. Bases 224 to 3385 code for a protein of 1053 amino acids. Gene Ontology annotation, biological process: microtubule cytoskeleton organization.